AUGCCACCCUCAACGAGGGACAAGAAAGAUAAAAAUGACAAUGAGUGCGCAGAGCCUUGUGAGAUUCAUCCAGAAGAAUUAAUAAAAUACUUCUGCCAAACACACCAGAUUUUGAAUUGCGGACACUGUGUAGUUCAGAGCCAUCGAUCAUGCCAUGUUGAUAUUAUCUCAGAUAUAUCCAAUACCUUCAAGGAUGAUCCAAAGUAUAAAGACAUCGAUAAAGCAAUCGCUAAGUUAUUUAAAGACAUUAGUGACUGUGCGUCUGACGUAAAGAAGAAUAUGAAGUUAAUAGAAGAGAUGAGUGAAGGAGAGGUUUCUAAACUAAGAAAAUGUCGAGAUGAGGUCAACCACUAUUUCGACGAAAGGGAAAAAUCACUUCUAAAGAUCAUAGAACAGAUGAAAAAUAGAGAUGAAGCAAUGCUGGACAACCUGGUGUCAAAAUGUGACGACCUCAAGGCUAAGGUAGUAGAAAUCAAGAAUAACCUUGAAGCACAAGAGAACAAACCAAUCAAGCUAUUUAUAGAGGCAAAACAGGCCGAAAAGAAUCUGGAAGUAACAGAGGCUACUCUUUCUGGCAUCAACAAGCAGAAUAGCAUUCAUCAAUACAGAUUUCGAAAGGACUUGGCAACAGAGAGCCUUAUGGCUUCCAAAACCGGCCUUGGUAUUGUGAAAGAAGAAGUCGUUGAUGCCCUAAAAGCACAAGGCGAUUGCUUUGAAAAAUCUUUAGAAGAGAAGAGCGCCGGCUACACAAUGGCAACAGGACAAAACACAAUUAUACACGCUGAGAUGGACGAAUUACCCCUUGAUGUCACAAAUGGGUCAAGGAGAAGAUACCUUUCCGAAAAUUCUGAUGAUAGCGGCAAUGAUCGUUUACCUUCAUAUUACACCUCAGACGUCCAUGUCAGCGAUAUAGAGACUAGUCGCCGUCAAGGCAGAUCGCGAAACUUAUAUUCAAGUUAUGACAGUACUGUUGACCCACGGGAAAUGAAGCACGGACAUUGGACUAAGGAGUUAAGGAAUCGCUUUAAUAAUCUAGAGACAUCACUGAAUUGCGAAGACAUCGGAGGUGGGCAUGCGCAAAAAGCGGAAAUUUACUUCCGGGGACUACACAAACCAGGAAGUAAACAGCAACAAGUGAAAAUGGAAAGUAAAGAUUCAAAACUAAUAAAGAAAACGGGCAGGAAAACCCCUAAGUACUGUUGUAUUUGUAAAGGAAUUUACAGAGGAAAGGUUAUUGAUGGGAGAAAAGUGUCAUUGCACCGUUUUCCUCAGAACAAACGUUUAAAACGUGUGUGGGUGCAGCGAUGUAAAACGGUCAUGAGAUCGUUCCAGUGGAAUGAACACAGACGAUUGUGUAGUGAGCAUUUUGUUGGCUUCAGAGGACCUUCAUUCCAGCAUACACUUCCAUCUAUGUUUCCAACUGAGACUGGUGCUACCAAAACCUUCCAGCCAACGCUCCUUGAUGAAGACGUAGGUGAUGAUGAUGAUGGUGAUACGGUCAAUGACGAUUUAGACCUAGAACUGUCAAAUGAUGAUAGUAUACAGCCACAACUGUCAUUUGUAUCCCCUUCCGGGCAUGCCAUUGAUACCUCUGUCCACCUGCAUGAUUACUGCAUGGGACCAGUACUACAGCCACAGAAUCAGUCCUUUAGAUGUUGUGACACACAGACUGAGAACAACUGUGCAGUGAUGGAAGUACAAACUGAAGAAAGUUUCCUGGGAAAAACAGCAGACUUCAGUUCACAAACAGAACAUUCUACUAGAGACUUUGGUGUACAAUGUCAGCUACCUAUGCUCACAUAUGAUGACGUAAAAUACAAUGACGAUUUGGUCAGUUUUUACACCGGAAUCCCUAAUCGAGUUGUGUUUGAAGCUUUGUUUGAUGAAAUCAAGGAUGAAGCUGAAGUGCGGACAUCAAGGCGGAAACUUAACUAUAAAGAUUCAGAUGGAGGACGGCCAAGAACUCUAAGUGUUCUGGAUGAAUUUUUCAUGGUGCUGAUGCGCCUACGUCUAGUGACAAGAAACUCACAGAAAAAUGUGGACUCUUGGACUUGCUUGAAGAAGGAGACGCCAUAA
Messenger RNA from Mya arenaria, 2076 nucleotides. RefSeq lists its product as uncharacterized. Bases 1 to 2076 code for a protein of 691 amino acids. The record is from RefSeq and is a predicted model, not a curated record. Lineage: Eukaryota; Metazoa; Mollusca; Bivalvia; Myida; Myidae. The transcript has 7 exons.